GUCGAGGUGUACCCCCGCGCCCGGCUGGCCAUCCUUUCGACUGGGGACGAGCUGGUGGACCUCGCCGCGGGCGCCGCCCGCGACGAGCGGCGCGGGCAGAUCGUCGACUGCAACCGGCCGAUGCUGCGGGCCCUGGCCGCGGAGGCGGGCGCCGAGCCCGUGGACCUGGGCAUCUGCGGGGACGAGCCCGGCGCGCUGCGCGAGCGCCUGGCCGCUGCGCUCCGGAGCGCCGACGUCGUGGUCACCUCCGGCGGCGUGAGCAGGGGCAGCAAAGACCACAUGAAGGCCCUCCUCGCCGAGCUGGGGCAGGUGCACUUCGGCGAGAUGUGCAUGAAGCCCGGGAAGCCGACCACGUUUGCCACCGUGCCGCUCGCCGCCGACGGCCCAGGCGCCGCCGAAGGCCCUGGUCGGCCCCGGCUCGUCUUCGCACUGCCGGGCAACCCGGUGAGCUGCUUCGUCACGUUCAAGCUCCUGGUGGCGCCAGCCAUUCAGAGGCUGCAAGGCUGGCCCGCUGGAGCGCCGCUGUACCCGCGGGUGGACGCGGAGCUGGCGCAGGACGUGGAGAUGGACCCGCAGCGGCCGGAGUACCACCGUGCCGUCGCGCGCUGGGACGGCGGCCGCGUGCUGGCGGAGAGCACCGGCUUCCAGCGCAGCAGCCGCGUGGCGUCCGUCUGCGGGGCGAACUGCCUGCUGGAGAUACCCAGCCAGAAGGGCUCCCUUGCCAGGGGCACCGUGGUGAAGGCGCUCCUGCUGCCCGGGGCGGGCGGGGGCUGCCUCGCCGCUGGCCCGCCGCCUGGAGCGCUCGGACGCCCCCUCGCCGAACGCGCCGCUGGCGCCCGCCGCGCUGCUCGUCGGCCUGCUCGCGGUCGGGCCUGGCGGCGCCGCGCUCCUCGCGGGCGCGCGGGGCGGCCUGCUGGGCGCCGGCGUCCCGGGCGGCAGCCUGGCCGAGCGCGAGGUGGACGGCGCGGACGGGAGCCUGCGGGCUGCCCUCGAGGAGAGUGGAGCGACGACUCCGACGCGUCGCGGCCGCCCCGCCGCCUGAUCCUCGUGCUGGGCGGCGGCGGCCUCGGCGGGCGUGCCGCCGCCGCGGCGCAGGCCGUGCGCGGGGCCCUGCACCGGGACGCGCCGGGCGUCGCCGACGCGCUGCUGAGGGAGGGGCUGCGGCAGUCGCCGCUGGCGAUGCUGGAGGAUUCCUGA
Molecule: messenger RNA, 1197 nt
Organism: Prorocentrum cordatum
Lineage: Eukaryota; Dinophyceae; Prorocentrales; Prorocentraceae
Source: the annotation of a GenBank genome assembly